Messenger RNA from Daktulosphaira vitifoliae (grape phylloxera), 658 nucleotides. RefSeq names its product ubiquitin-60S ribosomal protein L40 (gene RpL40). Gene Ontology annotation, cellular component: cytoplasm; nucleus; ribosome. The transcript has 3 exons. NCBI's taxonomy places the organism in Eukaryota, Metazoa, Arthropoda, Insecta, Hemiptera, Phylloxeridae. Bases 168 to 554 code for a protein of 128 amino acids. The record is from RefSeq and is a predicted model, not a curated record. Gene Ontology annotation, molecular function: structural constituent of ribosome; protein tag activity; ubiquitin protein ligase binding. Gene Ontology annotation, biological process: protein ubiquitination; translation; modification-dependent protein catabolic process.
UCUGCUUCCGAAAGCUGGUUAAACUGUUUCCAUGAUAACAUUUGAUAACAAUUUAAUGAACGGCCAUAUACAUUUGGACACAUUUUCACAACGUUGGACUAUCACGAAUAAUUUUAAUAUUUUAUUUUGAUUGAAUCGUCUUCAUAUUAGUGAACGAGACUUUCAAUAUGCAGAUAUUUGUAAAAACUUUAACGGGUAAGACCAUUACCCUUGAAGUUGAGUCUUCUGAUACAAUUGAAAAUGUAAAAGCUAAAAUUCAAGACAAAGAAGGAAUUCCACCUGAUCAACAGCGAUUAAUCUUUGCUGGUAAACAGCUUGAAGAUGGACGUACAUUAUCAGAUUAUAACAUCCAAAAAGAAUCAACUUUACAUUUGGUAUUACGUCUCCGUGGUGGUGUUAUUGAGCCUACUUUACGUUUGCUGGCCCAAAAAUACAACUGUGAUAAGAUGAUAUGCCGUAAAUGUUAUGCUCGUCUUCAUCCAAGAGCAACUAAUUGCCGUAAAAAGAAAUGUGGACACACUAACAACUUGCGUCCCAAAAAGAAGCUUAAGUAAACAUGCUUGCUAAUAUGCUGGGAAAACAUUACUCGUUUACUCAGUUUAAAUUUUUUAUUCAAUGUUGUAUUUAAACAUCAAUAAACCAAUAAGAACCAAAAAAA